UUGACUUAUGGAUUCUGAUGCUGUGAUAUUGUCAUGGCAUGCAGUCCCAGAUACAUGUUGAAGCAAGAUGUCUCAAAAGUCGUUAGAUCUGUAAACAAACAACUGCGUGAGAAAUCUAUCAAAACUAAGGUUGGUGCCUUCUCGGUCUUGAAAGAACUGGUAGUUGUGCUGCCUGAUUGUCUUGCAGACCAUAUUGGAUCUCUUACUCCUGGAAUCGAGAAAGCAUUAUGUGACAAAUCAUCUACCUCAAAUUUGAAGAUUGAAGCUCUUGUUUUCACAAGAUUAGUGUUAGCCUCACACGCCCCUUCUGUUUUCCAUCCCCACAUUAAGGUAAUGUGUAAUGUAAUUGUUGCUUUGCCAUAGUAACUAUUAAGAAUG
Messenger RNA from Olea europaea var. sylvestris, 378 nucleotides. RefSeq names its product cullin-associated NEDD8-dissociated protein 1-like. Gene Ontology annotation, biological process: SCF complex assembly; protein ubiquitination. Gene Ontology annotation, cellular component: nucleus. The record is from RefSeq and is a predicted model, not a curated record. Bases 34 to 363 code for a protein of 109 amino acids. NCBI's taxonomy places the organism in Eukaryota, Viridiplantae, Streptophyta, Magnoliopsida, Lamiales, Oleaceae. The transcript has 3 exons.